Molecule: messenger RNA, 504 nt
Organism: Postia placenta MAD-698-R-SB12
Lineage: Eukaryota; Fungi; Basidiomycota; Agaricomycetes; Polyporales; Adustoporiaceae
Exons: 3
Coding region: 1-504 (167 amino acids)
Source: RefSeq, a predicted model, not a curated record
AUGGCGUUCUUGGCUUGCGGGCGGUUGAGCGAGAGAUAUGUCACGCCGGGCCCCGACCAGACGUUCAUCUUUGAGCCCGUCGUUGCGCACGGAAUUGGGCCUGCCUAUGAUCCUGAGCAGGCACAUCUUGUAUUUCGGCACAAUUCGCAGAUUCCUGAGCGAGUCAAAGAGAUUGCGGAAUCAGAAACAUGCCUCGUUUAUCUAGGCACGCUGGAGUAUCGCGAGGAGCCAGACCCUAAGGAGCCCAUAUGGACGAAGGAUGUGGUGUGCAAAUUGGUUUAUUCCCCGUCGAAUGAGGAUCACCGGAAUGAAAUCGAUUGCUACGAACGCUUGCGCGACCUCCAAGGCUCCUCAAUCCCCAUUUGCUAUGGGCUCUACAAAGGCAAUGUCACCAGCGGCGAAGGUCAACGUAAAAUUGGAGUCAGCUGCCUUGUACUCGAGUACUGCGGCCUACCGACAUCGUUCUCGAAAAUGAACAAAGCGUUUCGGUACGAUAAUAAUUGA